Messenger RNA from Fimicolochytrium jonesii, 351 nucleotides. RefSeq names its product ribonuclease H-like domain-containing protein. NCBI's taxonomy places the organism in Eukaryota, Fungi, Chytridiomycota, Chytridiomycetes, Spizellomycetales, Powellomycetaceae. The transcript has a single exon. The annotation marks the transcript as partial. Gene Ontology annotation, biological process: DNA replication, removal of RNA primer. The record is from RefSeq and is a predicted model, not a curated record. Gene Ontology annotation, molecular function: nucleic acid binding; RNA-DNA hybrid ribonuclease activity.
CCCAUAUUGAUCUACACCGACGGUUCAUGUCUGGGUAAUGGGGCACACCACGCCCGUGCAGGGAUAGGCAUCUUCUUCGGCCCGUCCGAUCCCCGCAACAUGAGCGCCCGCCUGCCCGGCCCAGUACAAACGAACAACCGCGCGGAAGGUUUUGCGGUGAUUCGGGCGAUGGAGAUCAUGCUGCCUCCCACACCGCCCUGUCGGCCGGUCAUCAUCUUUUCUGAUUCGUCCUAUAUGAGACCGGAGUUUGAUGAGUGGAUGCAGGGGUGGAUAUGGAAUGGGUGGAUAACGAGGGAGGGAACGGAUGUGCGCAAUAAGGACUUGUGCCUUCGGUUAGCGGAGUUGAGAAAC